CUUUCAGUUUCAGCAGGUUUCAGCCGUUCAGCAUCUAUGUUCAGCAUCAGCGACGCUAUCGCUCGAACGGUUUCGCUUCGUCGUCUCGUUGCAGAAUAGUGUUGUCAGCGCGCUAUUACCAGUUCCAGUGUUCUUGCACUGGAAACUCCGGUGUUCGACUGCAGUAACACGGUGUCAUCUAGCAAGACUACGAAUUUGGUGGGACUGAACAUUGGUGAAUCCGUGUGCCCUUCUUGAAACCGUGUACAUUGUGCUGUGUAGUGGUCUCCUCUUUCCUAAUUUCGUUCCGACUAGCUGUUUCCAUUUUGCGGCUUGCAGACAUGGAAGUCGAUGAAGUGCCUAACAAGGUGAUGGCAGCGUCUGGGACUACAGGCAGUGUGUCUGUCUCCUUGCAUCCACUCGUGAUCAUGAACAUAUCGGAGCACUGGACCCGUAUACGAGCUCAAGAGGGAAAGCCGCAACAAGUGAUUGGUGCUCUAAUUGGAAAGCAGAAAGGACGGAAUAUCGACAUAAUGAAUUCUUUCGAACUGGUGUUUGACACCAUUGAUGGGAGCAUAGUCGUUGACAAGGACUACUACACAACCAAAGAACAGCAGUUCAAACAGGUGUUCAGCGAACUUGACUUCUUGGGCUGGUACACAACUGGAGAGGCUCCCUGCGAGUCCGACAUCAAGGUACAUCAACAGGUGUGCAGCAUCAACGAGAGCCCAGUGUUUCUCAAGCUUAACCCGCAAGCACGACACACAGAACUGCCGGUAACGAUGUACGAGUCUGUCAUCGACCUGGUUCAGGGUGAAGCAACCAUGCUCUUUGUGGAGCUGCCUUACACGCUUGCCACCGAAGAGGCAGAGCGCAUCGGCCUCGACCACAUGGCUCGCAUGUCUGCAGCAGGGGAGGCUGGGGAAAGUUCGUUAGUUGCCCAACAUCUACAGGCGCAGCACAGUGCAGUGAAGAUGCUGCACGGCAGGGUGGGUCUCAUCUUGGAGUACGUACGCGGCGUCGCAAGUGGAGGCGGAAACAAAGAAGUCUUACGAGAAGCCUUCGCGCUGUGCCACCGCCUGCCCGUACUACGCUCUCCAGGCUUUCAGACCAAUUUCUACAACCAGUGCAACGACGUUGGCCUCAUGACCUACCUGGGCACCCUUACUAAAGGGUGCAACACCCUCAACCAAUUCGUCAACAAGUUCAACCUCCUGUACGACAGGCAGGGCAUGGGGCGCCGCAUGGGCCGCGGCCUUUUCUUCUGACGAGUAAAUUGACGUUCAUUGAGUGACUGCAACAA
Molecule: messenger RNA, 1282 nt
Organism: Ornithodoros turicata
Lineage: Eukaryota; Metazoa; Arthropoda; Arachnida; Ixodida; Argasidae
Gene: CSN6
Product: COP9 signalosome complex subunit 6-like
Exons: 3
Coding region: 321-1247 (308 amino acids)
Biological process (GO): protein deneddylation
Cellular component (GO): COP9 signalosome
Molecular function (GO): protein binding; metallopeptidase activity
Source: RefSeq, a predicted model, not a curated record